This is a messenger RNA of Sturnus vulgaris (Common starling), 792 nucleotides long. RefSeq names its product carbonic anhydrase 3-like. Gene Ontology annotation, cellular component: cytoplasm; cytosol. Gene Ontology annotation, molecular function: carbonate dehydratase activity; zinc ion binding. The record is from RefSeq and is a predicted model, not a curated record. Lineage: Eukaryota; Metazoa; Chordata; Aves; Passeriformes; Sturnidae.
AUGGCCCAGUCCUUGUGGGGCUACGACAGCGACAACGGACCCGAGCGCUGGCACGAAAACUACCCGCUGGCCAAGGGCGACAAGCAGUCCCCCAUUGAGAUCAACAGCAAGGACGUGCAGCACGACUCCUCUCUCUCCUCCUGGCACGCCAGCUAUGACCCCGGGGCUGCCAAAACCAUCCUGAACAACGGGCGCACCUGCCGCGUCGUCUUCGACGACACUUUUGAUCGAUCAGUGCUCAGAGGGGGACCGCUCACCGGCGCCUACCGCCUGCGCCAGCUGCACCUGCACUGGGGCUCCUCCGACCUGCACGGCUCCGAGCACAUCAUCGACGGCGUCAAGUAUGCAGCAGAGUUGCAUAUGGUACACUGGAAUCCAAAACACGGUAAUUUUGCUGGAGCUUUAAAACAACCUGAUGGUGUAGCUGUUGUGGGCAUUUUUCUGAAAGUAAGUGGCAAAUAUUCAGUCUUUAUAAUUUUUCUAAUUCUUGAAGAAAUUGAAAACAUUAAGACCAAGGGGAAGGAGGCUCCUUUUCAGCACUUUGAUCCUUCAAUUCUUUUCCCUAAAUCUCGGGACUACUGGACCUACCACGGUUCGUUCACCACACCCCCCUGUGAGGAGUGCAUCACUUGGAUUCUCCUGAGGGAGCCCAUUGAAGUCAGCUCAGACCAGAUGGCAAAGCUCCGUAGCCUUUCCAAGAAUAGUGAGAAUGAACCCCUGAGCCCUCUCGUUGACAACUGGCGCCCACCACAGCCUCUGAAGGGCAGGAUAGUGAGAGCCUCAUUCAAGUAA